CUAGACUAUAAAAUAAUUAAAUAGAAAUGCCAGGAAGUCUCUACAGCGUAUCGGUCACAGAAGAAGACAGACAAAGGUUCCCAGACCUUUUCAAAAGUAAACGACAGAUAGCUCAUAAGGCAAAGACCGAAAUAGGUGCUAAUAUCAGGAAUAAGCUGAAGUCCCUCAAGCAAAGCUAUAUCGAAGAGAAAAUUUAGGAAAGAGAAAGAGCUCAUAAAGGAGAGAUACCAGUUUGAGCAGCUUCUUGAAAAAUAUCAGAAAUAUAGAAGGCCGAACGACGAGCUACCUACUCCUAUGUUGAGAUAUCAUGAUAAUAUGGAAAGCAGAAGAAGCUUAAUCCAAGAAGCCCCGAAAGAUCUAAAUUUUUUUAAUAGCAACAUACAAGAAGAUGAAAAGUCCGAAAGAGGACUUACUCCAUCCCAAAAGCAUGCUUACUCAAGAAAUUCAAUACAGAACAAAAAGCAAGUUAUCAGCUUAAGGAAAAUAAAGGGUGCUUCCUUAUCACGUUUGGAAAAAGACUUUGGGACUGUUUCUAGUGGCACUCUCAAGUCUCCUCACAGCUCAUUGAUCAAGAAGAUCGAGAAACAAUCCCUCAAAAGAGGAACUAUCACCUCAAGAGAGAAGAGGCUUCAGCAAUCGGACAAGUCACAUAGCAUGGCUAAUCUCCUGAAUGCUGAGAAUAAAAUAAACAUCAAGGAAAGAAGCCCCAGAGUGAAAGGUCCUAAAAUGCCUCAACCAAUAUUCUCCUCCAUCCAGGAGGAAGAAGACACAGAUGUUGAAGAGAAGAUGAAGAGCCUGCCUCAUUGGAAAUAUGCUGCUUCCUUCACCAACUACGUGAAAGAAAUUCAGGGCAUUAGGGAAGAUGAGAAGGAAGAGUUCCUCAAUCUUUACAACAAAAAGCAUUAUAAAUAAACUCUACGACUUUUUAUGCAACCAUAAAAAUCUAAAGAAAUAUUUUGAUAACUUCGUAAUGGAAGCUCAAGAAGAAGACAAAUCUCCUGACAUCAAGAAAAAGAAAAGGGAACACACCCACGCUGAUAAUUUCCUGCUGAAACAGGAAAAGCUUGAGCGGCAAAGAGUUCAAUCCAGGCUUUUUGGUCAUAUUCAAGACGAUAAAGACCAGAAGGUUGAUUGGAAGAAUCUUGAAAAAUUGAGCAAGGAUGCUAUCUGAAAGUCCGAUCUUCCCCUCCCAAAGCUUAAGUCUUUAUCAAAAGUACUGGAAAACGAGAUCGUUCGACUAGAAAAACUGAUUGAAAAGUGAAAGAAAGAGCUUAAAAGAAAACCCAGAAAGGACCUUAAAGAAGAAGAUGAGAAGAAAAAGACAAGCAAGAGGAAAGAAAUGGCCUCUGUCAGACUCAAGAAACUUAUAAUCGUCAAGGAUGAAUGUGAUAGAAUGAUUAAAUUAAAGGAAGAUGAACUUAAAAAGCCUGGAGGAGGCAUAAUCAUUGAUCCAAAGAAACAAAUAUACGUUAGUAAAGUUGAUGCAAACGAGAUUGCUCCAAUUGUUAGUAAGAAAGGCAAACAGAUACAACCCACGCAAGGUCAUAUUAAAAACCUGAGGAAGAAAGACUACUAUGAAAAUCGGGUGAAGAAGGGAUUCCAGCAGUAAUACAUUAUUAUUAAAUUAUUUCAAAUUUUUAUAGUA
Moneuplotes crassus is the source of this 1645-nucleotide messenger RNA. NCBI's taxonomy places the organism in Eukaryota, Ciliophora, Spirotrichea, Euplotida, Euplotidae. The record is from the annotation of a GenBank genome assembly.